Messenger RNA from Talaromyces amestolkiae, 7221 nucleotides. RefSeq lists its product as uncharacterized. The transcript has 5 exons. The record is from RefSeq and is a predicted model, not a curated record. Lineage: Eukaryota; Fungi; Ascomycota; Eurotiomycetes; Eurotiales; Trichocomaceae. Gene Ontology annotation, molecular function: actin filament binding; ATP binding; cytoskeletal motor activity. The coding region runs from base 1 to 7221 and encodes 2406 amino acids. Gene Ontology annotation, cellular component: myosin complex.
AUGCAGCCCUCAUCAUUUAAUAGUUCGCCUCGUCGAGCUAAUCCUUUCAAUCGACACUCACCCUCGCCAUCACCAAGUCCUCAGGUGUCAACAAUUAGGCCAAAGUCCGCCGUGUUCCCCACGACGUUUGGAGAGUCGGAGAAGAAGCCGCAUACGCGGAACUCGUCAUUGUCACACUUCUCAGCAGUUGCUCUGGAGUCAGAAAAUCGGCCACGUUCGAGUUCUUUAAGGCAUUCUGUUCACGCGUCCGGAACAUUUGCUCCUCAGUUCAUCAAAACGGAGGAACUGCAACGAGGUGCCAACUCGAUUCAUAAUUUGGAAGGAGACAACGAUUUUUCUGGAAAACGAUAUGUUUGGCUGAAAGAUGCUGAAAAGGCCUUCAUUCGAGGAGAGGUCCUCGAAGACCGACAGGACGGAAACUUGUUGGUGCAAUGUGACGACGGCAGCCAACGAGAAGUCAGUUCGGAAAAUGCAGAUAAAGUGAACCCGGCAAAAUUCGAUAAAGCCGACGACAUGGCUGAAUUGACCCAUCUCAACGAGGCUUCUGUGGUGCACAAUUUGCACAUGCGGUAUCAAGCCGAUCUCAUAUAUACAUAUUCCGGCCUUUUCUUAGUUACCAUCAACCCAUAUUGUCCCCUCCCAAUUUACACAAACGAAUACGUGAGGAUGUACAAGGGCCAGAGCCGGGAAGAUACGCGGCCACAUAUAUUUGCCAUGGCAGAUCAAGCGUUUCGAAACCUCGUAGAAGAAGGCGAGAAUCAAAGUAUACUUGUGACUGGAGAGUCGGGCGCCGGAAAAACCGAAAACACCAAAAAGGUCAUUCAGUACUUGGCAGCAGUAGCUACUCCUGAGUCCUCCGGAUCACGAUCUACUGGGAAACAUUUCUCCAACUUGUCGCAACAGAUACUUCGCGCCAACCCAAUAUUAGAAGCCUUCGGAAAUGCCCAGACAGUGAGGAAUAAUAACUCCUCGAGAUUCGGAAAAUUCAUUCGAAUCGAGUUCACUCGCUCUGGACAAAUAUCUGGGGCUUAUAUCGAUUGGUAUCUUCUCGAAAAAUCGAGGGUGGUCAAACCCGGAACCAGGGAACGCAAUUACCAUGUCUUUUACCAGCUCUUGCAAGGCUGUGACAAGAGUUUGAGGAACAAGCUUCUUCUUGGAGACAUGCAAAUUGAAGAUUUUGCGUAUACAAGAGACGGUAACGACUCUAUUGCUGGGGUAUCUGAUGUCGAGGAAUGGAAAGCACUUAUGGAGGCGUUCCAAAUAAUGAACUUUUCCGAAAAUGAUCGCAUGUGUAUCUUGCGUACCAUCGCCGCUGUACUGCAUCUCGGGAAUAUCACGGUCACAAAAGAGCGAAUCCGUGGUGAUCAAGCUGCUCUAACACCGGAAGCCUUUGACAGCGUCCAAAAAGCAUGCCAACUUCUCGGUGUCGACACCGAUUCGUUCGUCAAAGGGCUGUUACACCCUAGAGUCAAGGCUGGCAGAGAGUGGGUCGAGAAAGUCCAAACUCCAGAACAAGUAAGAUUGGCACUUGAUGCUUUGGCUAAAGGUAUAUAUGAGAGGGGCUUUGGCGAUCUCGUGAAUCGUAUCAACAACCAGCUAGACAUGAGUAGCUCUGCUAGCGACGAUACAUUCUUUAUUGGCGUACUGGAUAUUGCUGGUUUCGAGAUUUUCGAGAGCAACAGCUUUGAGCAACUCUGCAUCAACUACACCAAUGAGAAACUUCAGCAAUUCUUCAAUCACCACAUGUUUGUUCUUGAGCAAGAAGAAUAUGCUAGGGAGCAGAUCGAAUGGCAAUUCAUCGACUUCGGCAAAGAUCUACAGCCGACUAUUGACCUGAUCGAAUUGACGAACCCAAUUGGCAUUUUCUCUUGUCUAGACGAAGAUUGCGUAAUGCCAAAGGCUACUGAUAAGACUUUCACGGAGAAGUUGCAUUCACUCUGGGAUCGGAAUUCGCCCAAAUACCGCGCUUCCCGACUCAGUCAAGGAUUUGUUCUCACGCAUUAUGCGGCUGAAGUUGAAUAUACGACUGAAGGUUGGCUUGAGAAGAACAAAGAUCCUUUGAAUGACAACAUAACGCGCUUGCUAUCCGGCUCGACCGACAAACACAUUUGCAAUCUGUUUUCGGACUAUGUGGACACCGAUGAUGAACAAGGCUUUUCCCGAAGCCGGGUCAAGAAAGGGUUAUUCCGUACGGUGGCACAAAGGCAUAAAGAUCAAUUGUCAAGCCUGAUGAAUCAGCUUCAUUCGACCCAUCCGCAUUUCGUUCGUUGCAUCCUCCCCAAUCAUAAGAAGAAGCCCAAACAAUUCAACGGUCCUCUUGUCUUGGACCAAUUACGAUGUAAUGGUGUUCUAGAAGGUAUCCGGAUUGCUCGAACUGGCUUUCCAAACCGUCUUUCUUUCAACGAAUUUCGACAGCGCUAUGAAGUCCUCUGCCGUGAUAUGCCCAAGGGCUAUCUCGAAGGACAAAGUGCGGCGCAUAUCAUGUUAAAUAAACUCAAUCUGGACAAGGCAUGGUAUCGCGUUGGAUUGACAAAAGUCUUUUUCAGAGCUGGAGUGCUCGCAGAACUGGAAGAGAAGAGGGAUGCUCUUAUUCGGGAAAUUAUGACCUUAUUCCAGUCCGCGGCUAGAGGUUUUGUCCAGAGGCGUAUUGCGAAUAAGAGACUGUACAGGGCCGAGGCAACUCGUAUCAUCCAGAAAAACUUUCACGUCUACUUAUCUAUGCAAGCAAAUCCUUGGUGGCGACUGUUCACUGGGAUGAAGCCACUUCUUGGAGCUACUCGAACUGCCGCCGAGGUUAAGAAAAGGGACGAAAAGAUUUCAGCACUCGAAGCCAAGGCGCAGCAGGACCUGCAAGACCGCCACAAGUUAGAGGAAGAAAGGCGACGAGCAGAGUUGGAAAUCAAUCGCGUCAAGAAGACUCUGGAGAGCGAACGUGCUCUUGCACUAGAUAAGGAAGAGAUCUUCAAGCGCCUCCAAAUCAGAGAGGUAGAGCUCAGUGAGAAAUUGGCAGAAGCUAUUGCCGACCAAGAGAACCUCGAGGGGCAACUUGAUGAACUUAUCGAGGCCAAGAGAAAGGCCGAGGAACAGCUUGAUGCAAGGAAAAUCCAAUUAGAGCAAGCCGGACAAAUCAUCAUGAAAUUGGAGGCCGACAAAAAACAACUUCAGGAGAGACUAUCCACGAUGGAUUCUACACUAAAGGAGAUGGAGAACACACAUUCCAAGAGAGACUCCCAAGUGCAGGACUUGACGCAGGAAAUGAAGAUGUUGCAAAGCCAACUCAACUUGAAGGAGAGGAAGCUACAAGAUCUUGAGACCAAGCUGUUGAAGUCCGAUCAGAAUCUCGAUGUGAAACUAGCAAAGACCUCCAAGGAACUUGAAGCAUCCCGGAUCCAAGUCAAAAAUCUUUUUGAUGAGAAUAAAGCCAUCAGGCAAGAGAUUGCCGAGCUCUCCAAGACAUCCACUGGCUACGAGGAUUUGAUUAGGCGCAAGGAAGGCGAACUCGUCGUGCUUCGUAACGAUGCGAAAAGACACGAAGAGGCCAAGAAAAGUCUUGAAGUAGAGAGACAAUCUCUCGGAGAUCGACAUGACAAUAUGCAAAAACGCCUGCGAGAUCUUCAGGCUGAAAUGGAUGCAACAAAAUCAGAGAAGCUUACUUUAGAGCGCGAGGCUGCAGAUGUUAAGAAAAUGCUUGAGGCCAAGAUGACCGAGGAUGCCGAAGCUGGCCACAGCAGAAGACUCCUUGAACAACAGGUACAGGACUUGAAGGCUCAGCUCUUCCAGUUGCAAGCAGAUCUCAGCCGCGAGAGGCAAUCGCGAGAUGAUGUUCAAAUGCUAGGAGAACACAAGCUAGCCGAGCUGAAGGGCAAAUACGAAAACUUGAACGAAGCGAAAAUCACUAUAGAAAAGGAAAUGUAUAUCCAACAAGAUACAUUACGUCGCGCCACAGAGGCUCGUAUCACUGCUGAACAAGCCCGCAAAGACCUACAAGCCGAACUUAUCAGGCUACGCGAACGCUUUGCCAACGCCGAAAAAGCACGAUUAGAUGCGGAGAGUCAUGUUGAGCGGAAUUUGAUAAAGCAAGCCAACGAGAAGCAAGCGGCUCUUCGCGAUGAACUCGAUGCAGUCUCUAGACAGAUGCAGGAAGCGGAAGGGGAUAAAUCUCGUUUAUCUGUUCAAGUACAGGAGCUUACACAGAUGCUUGCGGAUUCUGAGACCUUCCGUGAACGUCACGAUCAACAGAAGGAGCGCCUAGAACGCGAGCUUGUUACUGUCAAGGGAAGGCUUACUGCGUCUGAAAAUGACAAUCGCGCCCUUCUCAAUAAGAUUCAGCAGAAGAACCUAGAGAUCUCUCGUUCAAAUUCAAAGGCUAGCGAUAGUCAACGAUCCCGGAUUGUACAGCUGCAAAACGAGAAAGCAAAGUUGGAAGAGGAGCAAAAGAAGGUGCAGCGUCAGUUGGGCGAUGCGCAAGUUACUAUUACCUCUCUUGAAAAGCAGAAAGAGAAAUUGGCUUUGACUGUAGAGGACUUGAAUCAUGAAGUUGCCCGGGAGCACAAGGCUAGUCGCAAAGCCGACGCAGCUUCGUCUACUGUUACUCUCCAACUAGCAGAAGCAAACAGAAAUCUCGAAACAGAAAGACAAAUGCGAAACCAGGCACAAGCCAAUACUCGUCAGCUUCAAGCAGCCCUUGAUCAAGCUCACAAAGAAAUUGAAGGUUGUCAUCAGCAGUUGAUGCUUCUGCACAAAGUCUUUGAUCCUGAAACCAACGAAUCCAACGAGAGCCCCAAGUCUUGGGAGGCUAUUCAGCCUGAUCUCUCUAAGAAAGUGGACCUUGCUCAGCUUCUUGAAUUGGCUCAUAGCGACUUGCGCGUUGCCGAAGAAAGAUACAGCAGGGCAGAAAGUCAAUUGGCUGAGAUGCGUCAACGUCAUGAAGGGGAGAUGAAGGAGAUGGAUGCUCGCUUCAGCUCUUCAAAGAGAGCUCUACUAGAGGAAAUAGAUAAUAACCAGGUUGCCGCUCCUCGAUCACCGACCCACAUUCGAAAGAAUUCGGAGAGUGCAAAGAGAUUUUCCAAUCCUUCCACUCCUAAUCGGCGAUUCAAUCUCAAUGAAGUCAAUCAAGACUCUGGUCGAUCAGAUCGUACAGUCGACACUACAACUUUCCAGAAGCGGAUGGACAUGGCGACCGAGCUUGAAGAGUUACAAAACAAAUUGCAGAUGACGGAAAUGCAAAAUAGACACCUGCAAAAUCAGCUUGAGCUUACUACCCCUAAUCGCGACAUGUGGCAAGAUGAUAGCCCAUCAAUCCGCCGUGUCCAAUUGCUGGAACGUGAAAAUGGCAGGCUACAUGAAAAAUUGGAUGAUUCGGCCAAGAAAGUUUCUGCUCUCGAGCGCAUGAUUCAAACGGGAGAAUUAUCCUUGCGAGAUGUACAAGCUAAGUCUCAUGAGGAGCUCUUUGAUCUACUCAAUUCCCAGGAGCAGUCGAGGAAGUCGCUUCUCAACGUAAACAAAAGUGCAAUGGCAGAACUUACUGAUGCCAAGUCUCAGUUUGACAAAUUAAAGAGAAGCAAGGCUGCUCUAGAAGUCGAGCUGAGAGAUGCUCGCUCUGAUCUUCAGGACUCCGAAUACUCAAGAGAACAGGAUGCUGCUAGUCGAAACCAGCUAUUGCAGGAAUUCUCUGAUCUACAAAUUCGUCUCGAUGCCGAGGAGUCGAAAGUCAUAGAUUUGACGUCUAGCCUCAGUCUAUACAAGAGUCGUGCCGAUGAGUACUUCAGCAAGCUUGAACAAGCGGAGAUCGCGGUACUCAAAGCUGCUCGAGCCGAACAAUUUGCUAAAUCGCAAGCCAAGGAAGCAGAAGAUACCUGUGCGACAAUCAUGGCCGAUCGUCAGCGCAUGGACUCGCUUGUCGAAGAUCUACAGCGACAAGUUCAAUCGUACGAAGAAAGAGUUGAGGACCUUUCUGCUGAUCUCGAAGGGGCUCUCCAGGGUAAGCGACGUCUGCAAAAUGAGCUCGAAGAUUAUAGGAAUCAUAGAGCAUCGGAGAUUGAGGAUAAAGAAGCUUCUCUCGAGCAAACAAGGAAAAAGUAUCAGAGAGAGUUUGCAACAAUUACGAACGAGCUUGAGAUCGAGCGAGAAAACCUUCUUCAUGUUCGUGACGAGAAUUCCAGAUUGCGUGAAGAGUUGGAAGACUUGCGCAGCAAGUGGGAUAAUGAGGUGCUUAACAGCUCAACGUGGGCCAAGGAGAAGUCUCGCCUGGAAAUGACAUUGCAAGACGUCUCUUCCUCACGUGAUGAAGCCGUCAAAGCACACAAUGAUGCUCAAAGCAAGGUUGUGUCCUUAUUGUCACAGGUGCGAAAUCUGCGUACUUCUGUUGACGACAUCACUUCGGAACGAGAUUUCUUAGCCAAAGACAAGAGAGUACUGGAGUCCCGACUGAAGGAGGCUACUGACCGACUCGAAGAUCUGGCAAACGGCGAUAGCCCUUCAAUGAGGGAUGCGGCUGGUAUGGAUCGCGAGAUCCUUGAGCUCAAAUCAAAACUAGCUCAGCACGAAGAUGUCUCCGCCGCUGCAGUUGGAAAGAUGCGUCGAGCAGAAGCUCUUUCCGUUGAAAUGCAGAAAGAAUUAAUCGCCGAGAGAGAAGCAAACGCCACUCUUUUCAAGGACAAAGCAUCUCUAGAGAAGCAACUGAAGGAGGUUCAGCUUCGAUGUGUCGACUUGGAAACCAAGGGGUAUUCAUCAGCUUCUCAGGAUAUCAAAUUCCUACACAAACGAGUUAAGGAGCUUGAAAUCCAGCUGGAGGAACAAGAGUCCAAAUACAGUGCCGAGCAGCGCUCCACACGUAAUGUCGACCGCACAGUCAAGGAUUUGCAGUCACAGAUUGAACGGCGAGACAAGAUGAACGCACAGUUGACUGACGACAUCACCAAAUCUCGCGACAGGAUCGAGCGUCUCCUCCAAACAAUCGAUGAGCUUCAGUCGACUGAUUCUCAAAGUCAAUUGCAAGCCAAGCGGGCCGAGCGAGAAUUGCGUGAAGAGCGCGAGAAAGCUCUUCGACUCGAGAGAGAGCUAGAAGGGUGGAAGCAAUUGCGUAUCGAGAGAGGCAGCAUUGCUGGGAGAGCCAAUGGAUUGAGCGACGUUGCUAGUCGGCGUGGCAGUGGCGUAUACGUCGCUAAUGGCACAGUCGAAGUACCCCAACGAAAAUUCAGCAACACCAAAGGCUUCAUCUGA